This is a messenger RNA of Cucurbita moschata (crookneck pumpkin), 1112 nucleotides long. Its product is annotated as transcription repressor OFP7-like. Lineage: Eukaryota; Viridiplantae; Streptophyta; Magnoliopsida; Cucurbitales; Cucurbitaceae. Gene Ontology annotation, biological process: negative regulation of DNA-templated transcription. The record is from RefSeq and is a predicted model, not a curated record. Bases 1 to 1062 code for a protein of 353 amino acids. The transcript is spliced from 2 exons.
AUGGUGACUGUGGGCGAAUGGGGCCAAGGCCAUGGACAGAGCUUCUUCUGCAAUUUGCCUACCGCACAAAAGGGAAUGGAGACUAGGGGAGGGGACCCACUUGUACCAAUAAACCUCUCGUCAUCAGUUGGGAUUUGGUCCAAACCACAACCCUAUUGGCUCAACUUAGCUGCCGGCCGGCCACUUUCUCUUAUCACAAUUAUUUAUACACAGAGAAACAGAGCAAUUCGCCGGCCAUCCUCCUCCCUUCUCUCCAUGGCCAGAAGUUUCAAGCUCAAAGUCCGUCUCUUCAUCUCCUCUUUCCGAUUCUGCCGCCCCAAACACCCACACCCUUUAACUUUCCCCAUAACCCCUUCGCCGGAAAAUUUCCACUACGAGAAGCAAUUGCCGGCCAACCCCAAUUCCUGCUUCAGCUGUUACCACAAUCCACCAUCGCCACCGCCAUCAACACCAGUGGGUUUCUUCGCCGAUUUUUCAACAGAAGAGUCCACAUCAGUCUGCAUCAGCUGCAAAUUGAAAUCAUACGCUCAGGCAAACGGACUAAUGCAAGUGAAAGAAAACAGAGCCGAAACAGAGCAUGAAAUUUCAGGCGAGGAGAAUCGGCGUUCCCCGUUUUCCUGGAUAACCAGAAAGAAGUGGAAGAUGAAGAAGAAAUCAAAGAAAACGGGGCUUAAAAGCAAGGCAUUCGUGGCAAAGCACAAGUCGUAUGGGUACGAGGGAGAGGAAGGCGAAGGAACAGAGGCAUUGUUGAACUCUUCCAUUAGUUUCUCCUCCGAUGGAUCGCCGGUGAAGAGAAGUGAAAUCGCAUCGUGUCCAAGUCAAGUGGAAUGGAAAAUGGGGGAGAGCUUAGUGCAGGUCAAGAGAUCGAAGGAACCACAAGAAGAUUUCAAGAGGUCAAUGGUACAGAUGAUAUUGGAGAAGGAGAUUUUUGAGGCGAAGGGAUUGGAGGACCUUUUGCAGUGUUAUUUGGCGUUGAACUCGCCGGAGCAUCAUGGGAUUAUAGUUGGAGCUUUUUCCGAGGUUUGGGAGUUUCUGUUCUACCAUUCCCACUCAAACAAGUGAUGGCCUAUCAAUCUACCUACCGUUUUAUAGUAAUCCUAUAAGUUUUAAAA